UGCUCGUACUACGAGCACGAUAUACGCACGUGAUUGCACUUCCAUAUAUUUGCGCUUGAAGCAGCCUCGCUGCGCAUUGCUCGGUAGAACUUGUGCUGCGCACGGGUGCAACUCGUGCGAAGAAAAAAGCUCUCAGAGCCGGGAGGCCUGGGAGUUCAUUUGUGCCAAAUGUGCAAGAUCGCAUUGUUAACACUCAUAGCAGCGCACACAAGUGCUCUCGCACCUUCAUUUGACGCCUUCUCCGCAGCUGCGACCGGCUCUUGGACCGGCACGCAGUAUCAAUGGCCAGGCGACGCAAAUGGCGUCGCGUGCGAAGCCGUCGUCGACGAGGUCAUGCGCAGCUGCGGCGGCGCCGUGCAGGGGAUACGCGUCGGCGAUGGCCCCCUGCUCAACCGACAGGACGACGGGUUCUGCUUCUUCGACUGCGGCUCGUGGACGCAAGGGCCGACCAAACUCACAGAUGGCGUGCUUAACCUCGACGUCGGCCUCGUGGCGCAGAGCGGCUCGCGCGUGCGCUGCACCGCCUCCGUCAGCGCGGGCAACUUGGUCGACGCGACUGUCGUAGUGGAGGAGCGCGCCGACGCAGUGCGGCCGGCGACCGAACGCGGACUCGCGGCCGCGGGCACGCCUUGGCUCGCGCCGCGUCUCAAGUGGACGCGGUCGCCCGAGGCGACGACCCUGCCGGCCGACGCCUUAGCACUCCCCGGCGGCGCGUGUAUUGCCUGCAUUGAUAACAACGGCGCGACGGACGUCGUCGUUCACGCGGACGACAUUUCCCUGACGCGUUCCUACGACGCGUCGGGGGCGCUCGUCACGAUACGAAUCAGCACUGUACCACAAGACGCCGCCGACGCGCCCACGGGCCCACGGAGGGCGAGACUAGACUAAG
Messenger RNA from Pelagomonas calceolata, 889 nucleotides. NCBI's taxonomy places the organism in Eukaryota, Pelagophyceae, Pelagomonadales, Pelagomonadaceae. The record is from the annotation of a GenBank genome assembly.